This is a messenger RNA of Rhizophagus irregularis DAOM 181602=DAOM 197198, 692 nucleotides long. The record is from RefSeq and is a predicted model, not a curated record. NCBI's taxonomy places the organism in Eukaryota, Fungi, Glomeromycota, Glomeromycetes, Glomerales, Glomeraceae.
CAUUAAAUAUUACUAUUCAUAUUUUAUUUUUUUCAAUGUAUGAGCUCAGACUAUCCUUAAUCAGUUGUAAGCAUAUUUGGAAUAACCCAAGAUCCAAAAACAUCCAAUUAUAUGAUGGUAAUGGAAUUAAUGGAUGGUGGAAAUCUAAGAUCUAAAAAAAUAUAAUCCUUUUGAAAAAUAUUUAAAUUUAACGAGUAUCGCAAGAGUGCUUUUAACUUUACACAAGCGUAAUUGAGUUCAUGGUGAUAUUCAUAUACUUUUAGAUUAUGCUGAUUCUUAUAUAAGUGAUUUUGGUUUAAGUAGACCGGUGAAGAAAAUUGUUAAUUCAAAUGAAAUUUAUGGAGUAAUCCCUUAUAUGGCACCAGAGGUAUUACGUGGGAAACCAUAUACUAAAGCAGCUGAUAUUUAUUCUUUUGGAAUUAUUAUGUGGGAAUUUACUUCUGGUAUUCCUGCUUUCAACGAUAGAUCUCAUGAUUUUAAUCUUUCUUUAGAUAUUUGUAAAGGUUUGAUACCAGAAAUUGUUAAAGGUACAUUACCAGUUUAUUCAAGAUUAAUGACGAGAUGUCGGGAUUCUGAUCCUGAUAAAAGACCAACAGCUGAUGAAUUAUAUCAAAUUUUUUCUUUUUGGUACCGACAACUACUUCGCAUGAUAGAAUACCUGUUCCUAUAGAAAAAUUGAUUAUUCUGCGAAA